Molecule: messenger RNA, 452 nt
Organism: Nyctereutes procyonoides (raccoon dog)
Lineage: Eukaryota; Metazoa; Chordata; Mammalia; Carnivora; Canidae
Gene: CCL27
Product: C-C motif chemokine ligand 27
Exons: 3
Coding region: 72-431 (119 amino acids)
Biological process (GO): immune response; positive regulation of T cell chemotaxis
Cellular component (GO): extracellular region
Molecular function (GO): chemokine activity
Source: RefSeq, a predicted model, not a curated record
GCCUCAGGUAAAAGGCAUCUAAAUAAAAGGUAGGAGAGGAGGAGGAGAGAGAAGUAUCCAGGCUGAGAAGCAUGAAGGGGCCAUCAUCUACUAGCAGCCUCCUGCUGCUACUGUUGCUACUAAGCCCAGACCCUGGAGCAGCACUGCCACUGCCACCCAGCAUUACCUGCUGUACUCAGCUCUACCGCCAGCCACUCUCGAACAAGCUACUGAGGAGGGUCAUCCGGGUAGAACUGCAGGAAGCCAAUGGGGACUGUCACCUCCAGGCCUUCGUGCUUCACCUGUCUCGACGCAGUGUCUGCAUCCACCCUCAGAAUCGCAGCCUGGCUCGGUGGUUUGAGCGCCAAGGGAGGAGGCUCCAGGGGACUCUGCCUAAUCUGAAUUUGGGGCUGACAGGGAAAAUGGACCAGGGCCCCCACCAGCCAAAAUAAUAAAGCAGCAUUGGACAACAA